UAAAAGAAAAAAGAAGGGAGGUGGAUAAUCAGGUACACUGUUUUGUGCUAUUUCCUCUCUCAAACAGCCCAAAUUUUCCCACCAUGAAAACCGCAAUAAACCCUCCACGAAUCCCACCACCAAACCCCAAAACUUUCUUCACAGAAAGAAUUCACAUAAUCCCGUCAAUCAAACUCACGACUGUAGCUCCAUUUGCAACUUCAAGAAGAGCUGUGGCAGUCAAUUGCAGCAAAAAUGGCAGCCCUGGAAGUGGGAAUGCGGGCAGUUUGAAAGACUUGCUGUCGGGUAUGGUGGACGAGAGAGUCGAGGAACUCUUGAACAAAGAAGAGAACCGGGAUUUGUUAGCCGGGCUGGAGGAAGCCUCAAGGAGAGUUGAAAUGGCGAAGAGAGAGCUUGCUGAGAUUGAGAAGCAAGAGAUUGAGGCCAAGCUUAUGAGGGAUUAUAUUAAUCAGCUCGAAUCAAGAGCCUCUGAGAUUGCAGAAUGCCAGAAAGAAAUAUCAGAAGCAAGAGCAAUGGUGGACAAAGCAGAGCAAUCAUUGACAGACGGAGGCAGAGAUGCCUCAACCAAAACAAGAAAUGAAAUGAUAAGCAAAGAUCAGGAGAGGUUGGAGUCUGUUAAAGCUGCUUCGAUUUCUGCUGUCAUUGGAACUCUUGCGGAACUUCCCAUUUCCUUAACGCAUGUGACUAGCAAUUCCGAGCUGAUACUUCCUCUGGCAAUCACCUUUGUUAGUUGUGCAUUGUUUGGAGUAACUUUUCGCUAUGCAAUAAGAAGAGACUUGGACAAUUUUCAGCUAAAAUCAGGAACAGCUGCAGCUUUUGGUUUCGUAAAAGGUCUAGGUAUGUUGGGAGUCGGACCGCCAUUUGAAUUAGACGUAAACAGCAUUCUAUCGCAUGCUUUUGCUGGUGCAGUUUAUGUUUCUGAAAGUCUUUUGGUCUUUCUAUUUGCUGGAGUUGCUUUGGAUUUCUUCAUCAAGUUGAGGAUCCUAAGUCCAUUUCCAAUUGAUCCAUCGGUUCCAAGGACAUAAUACAGCUGACAUAGAAAUGUUGAUGGGCUAGAUCUAAGCUCAAAACAAUGUUGUAUACCUCUUCUUGAUGAGGUUCCAAAAUGAGCUAUCUUGAGGUUUGAUUUUAUGUUAAAAGUGUUCUCAUCCUUGUGCAUUUGACUUCUUUUA
This is a messenger RNA of Sesamum indicum (sesame), 1172 nucleotides long. Its product is annotated as homer protein. The record is from RefSeq and is a predicted model, not a curated record. NCBI's taxonomy places the organism in Eukaryota, Viridiplantae, Streptophyta, Magnoliopsida, Lamiales, Pedaliaceae.